Panonychus citri (citrus red mite) is the source of this 2283-nucleotide messenger RNA. RefSeq lists its product as uncharacterized. NCBI's taxonomy places the organism in Eukaryota, Metazoa, Arthropoda, Arachnida, Trombidiformes, Tetranychidae. Bases 1 to 2142 code for a protein of 713 amino acids. The transcript is spliced from 2 exons. The record is from RefSeq and is a predicted model, not a curated record.
AUGAAAAUGUUUCCUAAAUUAUUUUCCCUUGUAAAUUGUUCAUUGAAAUCUUUGAGUAUAAUAUCAAUUGCGACUUUGUUAAUUGGUGUUGAUUGUAAUUUCCAAAUUGAUGAAUCAAACAUUUGGAUUCCAAUUUUCGAUAACAACAUUGGUCAGCCUCUUUUCAUGUUCCAUCAAGACUUUAACUUUGUCCGAACGGAAUAUUCAUCGAUAGAAAUGAACAAAGAUCCAGCGAAAGUUGGACCUGGUGGACUAGAGUACAAUUUCACGAAAGCUUAUCCAAUGUACAUAAAUUCGAGUUUCAACAAAUUGUUCUCGGAAAAUAAUACGCAGAUCGCAAGGUUCGAAGUGUCGGCAUCUUUUUCCCUGAAAAGAGGCGAAGAUAUUAUUCCCUAUCAAUUGGAAAUUGAUCGAACUCGUUGGAUUCCCGCUGCGACGAAAACCUAUGAAACGAUCUCCGUUUAUCGAGAAGUUUUUCUGGACAAUCAAGGCGACAAUCGGUUCACAUUUAUUUUGAAGGAUAUCGAAGGUUUGUUACAAGGAACUUCCGUUACAGAUAUUGACAGUUCAAUGCAAUAUCUUCGUUUCAUUCAUGGUUUCAUGUUCGAGGAGAAAACUUAUUGGUUCGGAUUACAAUUGUUAGAAAAUGGAAACUUAAUCUACUUUAUUUCACAAUUAACUCGAUACGGUUCACAUUAUAUUUAUAAAGAACUUUAUUCUCCAACAUUUGAAGAGAAUUAUGGUUCGGUCGGUAAAGUUCAAUUCGUUUUCUCUCAUCUAAUUUCGUCGAUUUCAAGUAGAUCAGAUUUUUCCAAAUUACUUGUGAUCAGUUAUACAAAAGAUUUCGAUGAUUCUAUUGUAGUUUUUUCUUUCGAUAAACUAUUGAAACUUUUCGAUGAGAUCGACCAAUCGACCUGUUACUAUUCGGAAGAAGUUUGGUCUGAACCUGUUACAAUGAGGAAUGGAUCGAACUGUAUCUUUACUAUUCAACAUUCGUCCAUAUUCAUGAGGAAAAAAUGGCAACUCGAAGGUUUCGUUAUGGAAAAUUUUUUACAUUCAGAAUGGAAUCGAAUCAUUGAUUUUGUACCACUUUCGUUGGUAGAAAGUCCAAAUCAUUGUUUUCUCGUUCUUUCCUCCGACAUCGAUUAUAGCAAAUAUCGAUAUUCAGUCCAUUUUAUUGAGAACUUUGAUUCGCCGAGUGGCUUUUCCCCCGAACGAAUAUUCAAUUUAGCUGGACCUCCAAAUGAAUCGACAAAAAUUUACUAUUUCCCAAUUCCAGUUCCUCAGGCUCUCAUAGUGAUUAACCAUUAUCACUAUUCUGAAGUGAUCUCUUUAUGUCCAAUGUUUGCCCGUUCGUGCCUCGAGUGUAUAACCCAACCGACCAUAAACAAUGAUCAAUACAAUAGAUAUUGCUCUUGGACAUUUGACGAAAUUUUCGACUCUGGAGUUUGUUUAAAUGAAGAUACGAUUGACCCUGAUUCAGAUUUUCAAAAGCGAAGUUUACCGCGAGAAUUUUCUGGUUACACUUUGAAUCCGUGUUUUAAAUUAUCGAAAAUUGUGACAUUCUAUUUACCUGAACAAUUGAUUCUUGGUAUUGAUUUAGAUCUGUCUGGUUAUGAUCAUCAGCUUACAAAUAUAUCACAACCAGAAAUCAAUUUAAUCAGCAAUUUAAGAGUUAUUGGAAGAUGUACCGUUACUAAAUUGUUCAAUUCCUUGAUAUCGGCCAAUUGUACUCGUGUGACCGAAGGUCAUUAUAAGUUAUUGGUAGUGUUUCAUCGUAACCUUUCAUCUUCUCCUGUUGACCCUUCGUCCAAUAUCAUUACAAUUAGUGACACUUUUAGUCCGAUUAACGGAACCGUUUUUCCAAACUCAACAAUUGAACCAACAGAGUCGAUUGAUUCUUCUAAAUCAGUUGAAACAGAUUCUAUGUCGUAUAGCUCGUAUCUUUACCUAAUUCCAUUGAUUGUCAUGGUUGUUGUCGUUUUCGGAAUAAUCGGAUGCACUAUCGGAAAAAGGUCGAGAAAUAUGACAAAAUUUCCGAGUUCGACGUCUCCAUUACCUGUGAAUUUGGACUCUUCGUUCAAAGUUGCCGAUUCUUCAUUUUCUUUGUACGACAGACCAACUAUAAGUCGAGUAUUGUAGAAUCAAUCAAACUGCUAUUAUGUAAAAAAAAACGAGAAUAAUUAAUGAAAAGAAAAUAUCUUCAGAUUGUUACUCAAGUUCGUUUCUUAUUUAAGUUAAUCACAAUUCGUCUCGAACAAGAAAUUUCGAACGUUUCAUCAA